This is a messenger RNA of Agrilus planipennis (emerald ash borer), 5687 nucleotides long. RefSeq names its product cold shock domain-containing protein E1 (gene Unr). The transcript is spliced from 9 exons. The record is from RefSeq and is a predicted model, not a curated record. The coding region runs from base 629 to 3547 and encodes 972 amino acids. Gene Ontology annotation, molecular function: nucleic acid binding. NCBI's taxonomy places the organism in Eukaryota, Metazoa, Arthropoda, Insecta, Coleoptera, Buprestidae.
AAUUUCAUUUUUUUUUUUCGAAAUAACCUUUAUUAGAGUAAAACAAAAAACUAUUAUAAUUCUAGUCUAAAUUAAUAAGAGAAUUAAGAUCGCCUAAUUGUUGUUUCCUUGUGUAAAUAAGUAACUUCAAGAUUUUUGUAUAAAAAAUUAAGAGUAAUUAUAAAAAUAGCACAUUUUACUGGCCUUGGGAAAUUAUGAUAGUAACAACACAAUACGCACCCAGCACGCAUUGAAGACAUCUGAGGAUUUUUAUUUAACAUUUCAGUUUACAUAUAAAAUUUUGUGUGACUGUGGAGUCAUCGUAGUAAUAUUAUAAUUGCAACAUAAUUAAUAAGAAGAAGCAGAAGAAGAAGAAUAAAUAAGAGUAAUACUUUAUGAAAUUGUUUGGAAUAUUGUUUUGUAUUUUGUGAACAAGUUAAUAAUAAUAAUUCAUACUACAUAAUAAUAGUAAUAUCCUAUCUGCAAAACGGAACUUUUCAAAAAAAGUUGGUGAGGCUCGUUGUUACGUAUUUGCUGCCAUAAUUUUGACUGUUGUGAGGUAUUACAUUAUAACCGUUCUGUGAUAUUUGCUACACUUAAGAAAAAAAUUGAUACGAAGGAAAGUUAAAUCAUUGUUUCAACAAGCACUAUGUCCACCAAUCCUCAGUGGAAAUCGUUCCAGCCGCCCGAUAUCUUGCAUCAAGACUCGGCUAUACUUGACUUCAAAAGCAUGACCAGCAAUGGAAAAUCUUCACAAGCAUUUAAUUUUAAUCGUUCAAACUCAAGCUCCCGUUUUGGACCUGAUUUUCCCCUGCUCCAAGACAAGUCGACAUUCAGUAGUCUAUACGGAUCAUCCAGUACGACGCACACAACCUCCCGGUUUCCACCAAUAGGCACAUUCUCAUUGGACGCCAACAAUGUUUACAACAGCAGCGGAGACUCACACACAACCAACACCAACAACAGUGUAUUCUCCAGUGUCAAUAACUCGACAACGUAUAGUGAGUCGUCGAACUCUUCGAAUUUAGGAACGAGGGAAACUGGAAUCAUUGAAAAAUUACUACAUUCGUAUGGUUUCAUCCAGUGUUGCGAACGACAGGCACGUCUCUUUUUCCACUUUAGCCAGUUUAGUGGUAACAUCGAACAUUUGAAAAUUGGGGAUCCAGUCGAAUUCGAAAUGACGUAUGAUCGGCGUACGGGAAAACCCAUAGCGAGCGCUGUUACCAAGAUCGCGCCGGAAGUUGUCAUGAGUGAAGAACGCGUCACCGGCACAGUUACCACCGAACUAAAGGCCGAAGGUUCUGGCGGUGAUACCCAAGGACGUAUCAGUUACGAGAACAGAGGCGAAUGCUUCUUUCUACCCUAUACUAAAGACGAUGUAGAAGGAAAUGUAGUACUCAGAGCUGGUGACAAAGUCAGCUUUCAAAUUGCAACGAAUAAUAGAGGUAAUCUUGGGGCGUGUCACGUUCGUUUAGAGAAUCCAGCCCACCCAGUGAAGUACCAAGGAGUUGUAUGUUCAAUGAAAGAAAGUUUUGGUUUUAUAGAACGCGCUGAUGUAGUGAAAGAAAUUUUCUUCCACUUUUCUGAAGCUAAAACGAAGGAAGAGUUACAUUUGGGCGAUGAUGUAGAAUUUAUAAUACAGACACGUAAUGGCAAAGAAGUGGCUUGUAACAUAACAAAGUUGCCACCAGGUACAGUAAUUUUCGAGGACUUAAAACCAGAAAUUCUGAAAGGUCAAGUGUUAAAACCACUGGAUCGUGCUCCUAAUGUCCGCCAUCAAACAGACGCGUUGCCAGGACGUAUUCGUUUCCGAGCACCAGACCAUUCGGAAGUGGAGAUAGCUUUCGGUGAGAAAGACCAAAAGGGCGACUUCACCCUUCGUCACGGUGACUGGGUUCAGUUCCAAAUCGCGACGGAUCGUCGAGAUCAGCUAAAUCGUGCUACAAACAUUUCUCUCCUUGACGAGAGCUUCGUCGUAUCAGGCGAGCGUCGCGAACAGGGCGUCGUAGCGUCAACCAAAGACGGCUUUGGUUUCCUAAAGUGCGUCGAACGGGAGCCGCGUCUAUUUUUUCACUUCAACGAGGUCCUGGACGUAGACGAGGAAGUCAAGGCUGGUGACGAGUUCGAAUUCACCGUAGUUCAGGAUCAAACAGGGGUCGCAGGCGGGGGAGGGACCUCCACUUAUGGCAAUAAUGGACGCCAGAGCGCUAUAAGAAUGAAACGACUCAAACCGGGUACGGUACAAUUUGAAACUCGUGUGGAAAAUGAUCUGACAGGAGUCGUGUGUCGCGAGACGUCGCCAUACGGAUGGUCAACGGCCAACGGCGGUGGACGCAGUCCCACGAAGCUUCAACAACAGCAACAGAACGGUAAUGGGACGGCAGAAAUGGUCGAUUGUGGGCUUAUUAGCUAUCAGACGACGAACGGGGGCGGCACCAAGAAAACGGUUCCUUUUUAUUUAAAAGACUGCGAAAUUAAACCUUUCCCACGACUUGGAGAUAAGGUUCAAUUUAAUUUGAAUCAGGUGAAAAGAAACAAGGAACUGGUGGCUGUGGACGUGCAGGUGAUCCAGGUGGCUUCUCAAACGAAUGGUAUAACGAAAAUGAGCAACCGUUACAGUAAUAGCAACAACAAUAAUACUAGCAACAAUGCUCAGAUUUAUCAGGGGUUCAUUGCAGCUUUAAAGGAUGGCUUUGGCUUUAUAGAGACUAUUCAACAUGACAAAGAAGUGUUUUUUCAUUUUAGUAAUUAUGAAGGUGACCCGAACACACUAGAAUUAGGUCAAGAGGUCGAGUACAAUUUAGGCAGUCGCGAGAAAUCGGGAACAUGUUCAUCGGCCGAAAACGUUCGAACAAUUCCCAGAGGAACCAUCCAACUCCCCACAGCAUCUGGAGAAGUUUUGGAUGGAACAAUAGUACGCCCAUUACGUUCGGUAAAUCCUGACCAGGUUGAAUAUUGUGGCUUAAUUCAAUGGACGGACGAUGGAGGUAACAAUGUGCCAACGGUAAAGGAAUGUGAGUUUGGAAUCAUGGGAUUAGCGAACAAGAGGGAACUGCUGCAAGUUGGUGAUGCCGUUCAGUUCCAAAUUGGGUCAGAUGGACGCGCCACAAAUAUCGUUGCUAUGCGAAAAAAACUGAAAGCAACGGUGGACGCGAUAAAAGGCCAGUUUGGAUUUCUCGCAUACGAAGUUGAAGAGGGAAAGAAGCUCUUCUUUCAUAUGUCCGAGGUUAAAGACAACGCGAAUCUUCAAGUUGGAGAUCAGGUCGAGUUUGUGCUCGUCACGAACCAGAGAAACGGCAAAUCGUCCGCAUGUAACGUUAUUAAAGUCGGUUGCCAGAGUGGGCGUCGCACAGCCAAUGGGCAAGGGGUCAAGAUGAUAGGUAGAGGAUAUGAAUUGGAUGGACAAGCGAGACCAGAACGCCUGAUAAGUCGGUUACGUACAGUAUCUUUGGACGAUGCGGGACCUAGACUGAUGGUGCUGAGACAACCUAAAGGACCGGACGGAUCGAAGGGGUUUUCCUCGGAAGCAAGGACGCCAAGAUCAGCUGGAACAACUCUAUCGGAAUAAUGAAUGAAAUAGUAACUAUAUUUAAAAAAAUUAAUUAAUGAAAACAACAAAAAAAUAAGUCACAUACAUACAUACCUUCAUACAUACAUAAAUGCAUACACGACUACACAUAAAUACAUACAUAUAAGGACAUUUUGAACACAUUUGAGAAAAAAGAGAACACGCCCCGCAUUAUGCAUCCCCAUUAAAUAAUCAUCUUCGUUGUCGUCUUCAAAAAAGAAUUAUGUGAGGACUAGCGCCUUUUGAUUUGUUUUUUUUUUAUUACUGUAAUUUUUUUCUCUUGCACUAAUUCUGUAGCCUCUAACCGAUUCUUUUUUUUAAUACUGCUCUUGUUAUAAAAAAAAACGAACCCAAUAUUUUGUAAGUGGAUGAAUGCUAAAAAAAAUCAUUCAAAAAAAAAGAACAAAAAAAUAGUACCUUGGUUUAUUAAAAAAAUAGUUUUUUUCUCAUUUGCAUUUGUUUCCCAAUCAAAUAACUUCAUAGAAAAGAAAGAAUCUUUGUUCUUAUAUUACGUGUUAAAUGUGCUUUCGAAGAACGCUAUGGGGUAACUGUUUAAAACGAAAAGUAAGAAUCUACCAUAUUAGUUCUGGAAUUGAAAAAUUACAUUUUUCUGCUUAUUUUUUUUUUUCAUCAUUUAAAAUUCCGUGAUUUUGUAAGGUAAUUAAAUUAUGUGAUACCUGUUAUAAAAAGAAGCCCCAUAGUUUAAAGCUCAUGCGCAUUUUGCUUGGAAACAUAACAGCAAGCAAGAAAAAAGUAUAAACAAUUGGUUAUUUGAAGUUCAUUAUUAUAAUGAAUUUGAAAUUUUAGAUAAUACUACUGCUACUGUAACUAAGUAACUACGUCGUUAAGAAAUUAGAUUAAAAAACCUAGAAAGACUGCAUCGAUACUCAUAAACUGUGCUGUUUCUCUUUUUAUUUAUUUUUUAUUUUCAACUUAUGGACAAUUAGUUUUGAUAAAUUAUAAUUAAAAAUUAAGGAAAGGUAAAAUGUUUUUUACUUUUUCUCUCACACUAAUCUUGUCAAAGCUGUGAAGAUUUUAAUUAAAUAAUAUAACAAAGGGUGAUCUUCUUUCUCAAGUAAAAGUCUCAUAUUUUUGUUCAACUGUUACUGUUAUUUCCAAAAUAUGAAAGCAGAACUUGCAUUACUUUAAAAAAUAAAAACAAAAAGGUAUUUUAUUUUCGUAUUUAUUUUUUUUACAUUGCUGUAAUUGUCCGAUUUCAAUCCUUACAAUUCGGGUUUUACGCUUAUUAUGCUAUCUGCAAUGAAUAUUAUGUUUUAUUAAUCGUGAAGACUCAUUUAAUCGUUUACGAGUUCAGAUUUAUAUACAGAAAUAGAAUACUUUUUGCUUCCGCUCGUAUAUUUUGGAGAUAAAAAGCUCCUAGUUGUAUUAAAUAUGAUAUUUGUAGCUUGAGGGACCAUUUACCCACACAUUCUCAAGGGAAUUGUUUCUGUCAUUAAAAUAAAUAUAUUUAUAACGAGAGGCUAACACAGUUUGCGAUAUCGGGAGAUAAAGUUGGAAUCAGUUCUGGACUUAAAAAAUCGUGCCAUUCUCAUUAGGAUUUUAACAUAAAUAAAGUAACCCCCAGCUCUUUUGUUGCAUUUAAAAUUCUUUCAACAUUCCUUGAGAUAACUACUGCGUAACGUUUUAGUCUGGAACUGAACUUUAUCCUCAUAAUUUUUUUUUGUCGUUCGUUUUUCCCAUUUUGUACAAUAUUAAAUUUAGAGAAGAAUAUGAUUUUGUUUGGUUUCUUUUGAAUGUCGCGCCCCUUUUGCAGUACCCGCAGCACUUUUUCGCCGUCGUCAUCCUCAUAACGAAACGAACUCCCUGUGAUGGUUCACUGUUCUGUGAUAACUGGACCUGACUUAACAAAAAAAAAAAAUAAGUAAAGAACACAUUAUCGUCGUCAUUGCCAUCGAAACCGAAGCGAUUUUAUUUCUUUUUAAUUCCUCAGACCUCCAUCGUUUCUCCCUACUAUUUUUUUUCCAUCCUUCUGUCUAAUAUUAUCCUGAUACUCGUAGAAAUAGAAAAAUAAUUAUUUGUUGAUGCUGUUACAUGGAAGAAAGAACGUCGCAAUAGUUUUGUGUGUAUUGUACAAUAUUAAUAUCGAUUUUGCCCGAAUUAUUAAAUUUUUUUCGAUCUG